Messenger RNA from Coprinopsis cinerea okayama7#130, 4509 nucleotides. Its product is annotated as phospholipid-translocating ATPase. The transcript has 12 exons. Bases 1 to 4509 code for a protein of 1502 amino acids. Gene Ontology annotation, cellular component: plasma membrane. The record is from RefSeq and is a predicted model, not a curated record. Gene Ontology annotation, biological process: phospholipid translocation. NCBI's taxonomy places the organism in Eukaryota, Fungi, Basidiomycota, Agaricomycetes, Agaricales, Psathyrellaceae. Gene Ontology annotation, molecular function: magnesium ion binding; ATP binding; ATP hydrolysis activity.
AUGAAGCGUGCUAGGAAGGUCGCGGAGUGGUACGACAAAUGGGCAGCGUGGAAGGUGGAAGAUUUGUUCUCCAAGAAGCGCGAACCUGGGCCUCGGAGGACUGUCUUCAUCAACGAAAACCUACCCGACUCGUAUCGAGAUUCGAAGGGAAGAGUCAAGAAAGACCACAUUUAUGCGACGAACCAGGUUAUUACUUCAAAAUACACAAUCCUCACCUUCAUUCCCAGAAACUUGCUGGAGCAGUUUAGAAGGAUUGCAAAUAUGUACGGUCCCCCCACCUUCGUUUCGCGUGUGGAAUUCUUCCUGUUCAUCGCUGUUCUGCAGUUCUUCUCGAGGUUUCGGACGAUCUCGCCUGGGCUUGUUAUUCUGCCGCUUCUCAUUGUGUUGUCAAUAACGGCGGCCAAGGAUGGAUACGAGGACAUCAAGCGACACCAGUCUGAUAGACAGGUUAAUCAUACCCUCGUGCGGGUCUUGUGUGGUGGAGGAUGGAUCAAUCCGAACGUCAUGGAGAAGAAGGCCAAGACGUUUGUUCGCGGGCUCGUCCCUAGCAGGAUGCGGAAACGAGGUAGCAAGGUCAAGAACGUCAAUCCCAAGGGCGAGGAACUGGCCGGCGUCACCUCCAACGACCCAGCCCCGGAAACCCCGGGUGUAGAAUUCGAUGACCCAGAAGAAACCACAACCCACUCGUCUCAUCAUCUUCCCCACGUCUUCCAUCACGGCACAAACAAAGAAGACACCGACCGCCCUCAUUGGAGGAAGAACGCAUGGGAGGACCUCGCGGUGGGUGACUUUGUCAAGAUUAUGGACAAUGAGAGUCUCCCCGCCGAUAUUCUCAUUUGCUCCACCUCUGAAGACGAGAACGUCGCCUUUGUCGAGACCAAGAAUUUGGACGGCGAGACGAACCUCAAGUCGCGCAAUGCGGUCCCUGCUCUUACGCAUAUCCGAUCCGCAGCCGACUGUGCGUCACCUCAUAACAGCUUUAGGGUGGACUGCGACCGCCCGGACGUCAACAUGUACAGGCUCAAUGCGGCUGUGAGGGUCGGUCAGGAUAUGUUCCCCGUGGACAUGCAAAACGUUUUACUGCGGGGCACCGUUCUUCGUAACACCAAGUGGGUUAUUGGUGUCGUUAUUUAUACUGGGGAGGACACGAGGAUUGUGAUGAACGCCGGCGGGACACCGAGUAAACGGAGUAAAGUGGAGAGGCAGAUGAACCCACAAGUGUUUAUCAACCUUUUGGUUUUGGCGGUUAUGGCUAUCGUCUGUGGUGUGGUCGAUUCGAUCCUCCAGCAUCGAUACCUUGGUUCCGAAGCGCCCUGGCUGUACGAUGCAGAUCGACCUGGCGACAAUCCUUCAGUCAACGGUGUCAUCACGUUCUUCUUCGCGCUCAUCACCUUCCAGAACAUCGUCCCUAUCUCGCUGUACAUCUCGAUCGAGUUUGUGAGGACGUGUCAAGCCGCGUUUAUCUACUUUGAUAAGCAGAUCUUUUAUGAGAAGACGGAACAACCGACGAUUGCGAGGAGUUGGAAUUUGUCGGAUGAUUUGGGUCAAGUGGAGUAUAUCUUCUCGGAUAAGACUGGUACCUUGACGCAGAAUGCGAUGGUGUUCCAAAAAUGUUCGAUUGGCGGGAAAGUUUACAAUGGAGAUCCCUCUCCCGAAGACGAGCUUCCAGCUGACGAUCUCAAAGCCGCCUCGGCUAUCAAGGAGUUGCCAGACAUCGCCAUCCCAAAGAAACUUGCCGGGCUCAGCACCGAGAAGGAACUCAAGAUACUCAGCUCGACCCAUGUUCAACUCACCGACUCGGGAUCAGCAGGGACUUCAUCUGUCAAGCGCGACAGCAAACUAGCCGGAGCGGAGAACGUUCCUCAUCCGUUGGAGGCUACGGCUCUCAAAGCUCGUGUUCACUUUCACGACGCUGAGCUUGCGCAGGAUCUUCGUGAUGCUGUUUCGGCGGAACCUGGGACGCCUGGUGCCAGUCAUGCUCGAACGCUUAACGGGUUCUUCUCCGUUUUGUCGCUGUGCCAUACGGUCCUUGCCAAUGUUGAUCCGACGACGGGGACUAUCGAGUACAAAUCCCAGAGUCCGGAUGAGGCUGCCCUCGUUCAGGCUGCUGCGGAUAUGGGAUUCGUGUUCCGAGGGAGGGAGCGGGAGGUUUUAUUGUUGCAGACGCCGUUUUCGACAUUGACGGCUGAGACGCAGUCGCCUAGGAGUUCUUCGAGUUCGAAGGAGAAGCAGAGUAUCUCGAGUGAACCGCGUAUGGAGGGUCUGGAGCGCUACGAGCUUCUUAAUAUCCUCGAGUUCACUAGUGCUCGCAAGCGUAUGAGCGUCAUCGUGCGGAAGCUGGAUAGCGACGAUUCGAGGCUGUUUCUGCUGUGUAAAGGGGCGGAUAACGUUAUUUUCGAGCGGUUGAAGCCUGGGUAUGCGGAGGAUUUGAAGGAGGAGACGGAGAAGCAUCUGGACGAGUUUGCUGCGCAGGGUCUGAGAACGUUGACGUUGGCUUAUAAGGUCAUUCCUGAGGACGUGUAUCAAUCAUGGAGCGAGCGGUAUCACGAAGCUACUGUUUCCUUGGACGAUCGCGAAGAGAAGGUUGAGCGCGUGUCGGACGAGAUUGAGCAUGACCUUCGGUUGCUUGGUGCGACGGCCAUUGAGGACCGGUUGCAGGACGGUGUUCCUGAGACUAUUGCGGACCUUAAGGAAGCUGGUAUCAAGAUUUGGGUGGCGACUGGAGAUAAACUUGAGACUGCUAUCGCGAUUGGUCAUAGUACGAACCUCAUUGGUCGAGACUCGAACAUUAUCGUCAUUCGAGGUGGGAAUGAGGGACGACCGGUGUAUGACCAGAUCAUGUAUGCGAUUGAAGAGUUCUUCCCCGGGAGUGGGAUCGUCGAUGAGCAGGGCAAGGUUCGGGAUAUCGAUGAUGCGCCGGCCAAGUCGCCCAAAUCGGCCAGGAGGAACUCGCUCUUCAGUAACCCGCCGCAGAGUCCUGGUGCGGGUGGUGGUCCGCUGAGAAGGUUCGACACUGGUAUCUCGUCUAUUGUGGGUGCUGGGAAUGGUGAAAGGCCGGGAGGAUUCGUGCUCGUCAUUGACGGCGGUGCAUUGUCUGUUGCCCUCUCGGAUGCUGAACACAAGAACAUUCUACUCCAACUAGCUAUGCUUUGUGAAGGUGUUAUUUGUUGUCGAGUAUCGCCGUUGCAGAAAGCUUUGAUUGUGAGGCUUGUGAAGGAUGGGAUUGGGGCUAUGACUUUGGCUAUUGGGGAUGGUGCGAAUGAUGUUAGUAUGAUUCAGGCUGCGGAUGUGGGAGUUGGGAUUUCGGGAGAAGAGGGGUUGCAAGCUGUGAAUUCGUCGGAUUAUGCGAUUGCGCAGUUCCGGUUCUUGAAACGCUUGCUCCUUGUUCAUGGCCAUUGGUCUUACUAUCGUAAUGGCAACAUGAUUCUCAAUUUCUUCUACAAAAACAUUGUGUGUAUUGGUGUCCUGUGGUGGUUCCAGAUCUACUCUGGGUGGAGUUCCAACUACGUUUUGGAGUAUACAUACCUACUCUUCUGGAACUCGUUCUGGACGAUUGCGCCUGUCAUCGCCAUUGGCUUGUUCGAUCGCCUAGCUGACGACGACCUCCUCAUGCAGUUCCCCGAACUCUACCGAUUUGGACGUGAAGGCCGAUGGUUUGGAUUCGGCUUGUUCACAGUCUUCAUGUUGGACGGUGUCAUGCAAUCUGCUAUCAUCUUCUUCCUAAUCCUCUACGCCUAUGUUCUGGUGUCAAGUCGGAAGGACGGGUGGGACGUUACGCAGUACGAGUUCUCGACGACGAUGGCGUUCUCUGCUGUCUUCACUGCCAACUUUUUCAAUGGUCUCAAUACCAAUACCUGGACUGCUUGGGUGUUCUUUGCUGUGUUCUUUGGAGACGCCUUUAUCUGGAUCUACACUGCUAUCUAUAACUCGAUUUCCCCUGGCUGGUUCGUCACCCCGGUGUGGGGCAACAACAACCUGCUUUUCGAGUCUGCCUACUAUUGGCUGUGUCUCCCACUUACCAUCCUCCUCUGCCUCCUCCCUCGAUACAUCUACAAGGCGUAUAGGGCAGGAUACCACCCCGACGACAUCGACCACCUUCGGUACGCUCGCAAAUUCCAUCCCGACAUCGACUUGCGACACGAACUCUCCGAUGAAAAGGGUGAAGGCGUGGCGCUUGGUGCACUCCGCCGAUCAACCUCUAUGCACUCCCGAACAACAGCGCGAACUGAGAGUAUCGCGUCCAUGCCUCGACCUUCGAUGGACUACCGCUCGUCAAGUCGGACGGAUAUGUCUACAGGUGUUACCUCGCAUCACCGCGGUUUCGAUUUCUCGAUGGAGGAGGGCGGUGUAGCCAUCCAAAGAAUGCAAACGAACCUUUCAGAACGGCGGCAGAGUAGGCCUUCGCUUGCGCCUGUGCCGGAGUCUCCGCAGAAACGAAAGAUGCUCACGUUACCGCGAAGUUUGCUUCGUCGGAAGGGAUCCAACGCCCAGGAUGCAUCGCAAUCAUGA